AAGAAAACAGAGAAUUGUAUAUAUAGACGAGAAAGCAAAUAGUUUGGUUUCCGAAGAAAAAGCAUACAAAAAUGUCGCUGGAAGAUUACACGUCGCAGGUGCCCGAUAAAGUUCGCACAGACGUACUAUCGCAAGCGCGACUAGCUUGCUACAAGGCGCGGGAUGCGUUUCACACUUGUCUGGAGAGAGAAGCGAAGAAAAAGCCGACGGAGAUCGCGUCGGUGGGGCUGCUUUUCCCGUCCGAUUGCCAAAAAAAUAGGGAGGAAUACGUUAAGAUGUGCCGACCUGCUUGGGUGAAGCAUUUCGAUCGUGAGUAUUGCGUGAAGAAGAGGUGUCGGAGGCUGUUGGAUGAUCAAGAGAUGAUGAGGCGAGGUCCGAUGUCGCUGCCGCAGUCUUCCACCUUUAAAUCCUCCUCUUGCUCUUGUUCAUCUUCAACGUGAUCAAAUCGUGACAACAGAUUAACUCUUUUUUUAGCUUUAAGCUUUCAUCCAGAUUUGAUUACAGCUCCUUCCAAAAUUUUGAUUUUCCGACGAAGAAGUAAGGAUUGAGUUCCGUUUGAAUUGAAUUUACUUUAAUUCGCCUUUGAAUUUCAUAACGUUUGAAGCAAGUUGGAGCUUUCAUGCUCAUCUGCCAGUGAUAAUGUGAUAUGCCUUAUUUAUUUA
Molecule: messenger RNA, 662 nt
Organism: Salvia miltiorrhiza (redroot sage)
Lineage: Eukaryota; Viridiplantae; Streptophyta; Magnoliopsida; Lamiales; Lamiaceae
Exons: 3
Coding region: 72-440 (122 amino acids)
Cellular component (GO): respiratory chain complex IV; mitochondrion
Source: RefSeq, a predicted model, not a curated record